Messenger RNA from Acanthosepion pharaonis, 1239 nucleotides. The record is from the annotation of a GenBank genome assembly. Lineage: Eukaryota; Metazoa; Mollusca; Cephalopoda; Sepiida; Sepiidae.
AUGGUGACACUUGGCAGUUGUAUUUGUUUUGCUCGGCGAGGAAAUUGUCUUUUUUCAAUACCCGUGAAUAUUUCACGGCUACCCGUUUAUAUUUUUCUUUCUUUCUUUCUUUCUUUCUUUCUUUCUUUCUUUCUUUCUUUCUUUCUUUCUUUCUUUCUUUCUUUCUUUCUUUCUUUCUUUCACACUUUCUUUCUUUCUUUCACUCGUUCACUCUUUCUUUCACUCUUUCUACCUGUUUAUAUUUUCUUUCUUUCUUUCUUUCUUUCUUUCUUUCUUUCUUUCUUUCUUUCUUUCUUUAAUCUUUUUCUUUUCCUCUUCUCAGUACAAGUCUUUUCAUUGUCUACGGCUAUCAGAUCCACUCUUUUCAACGAGUUGAUCGAUUUGUCAUGUCUUCUUUUCUUUGUCUACGGCUAUCAGAUCCACUCUUUUCAACGAGUUGAUCGAUUUGUCGUUUCUUCUUUUCUUUAUCUACGGCUAUCAGAUCCACUCUUUUCAACGAUGAUAUGUCAUUUCUUCUUUGACUUGACUACGACUAUUACAUUCGCUCUUUUCUCUUCAAGAGUUUGGCCGAUUUGUCACGUCUUCUUUACCUUGUCUACGACAAUCAGAUCCGUUAAUUUCUCUCCUGUGGGAGAUCGAUUUGUCACGUCUUCUUUACCUUGUCUACGACAAUCAGAUCCGUUAAUUUCUCUCCUAUCCGUUAAUUUCUCUCCUGUGGGAGAUCGAUUUGUCACGUCUUCUUUACCUUGUCUACGACAAUCAGAUCCGUUAAUUUCUCUCCUGUGGGAGAUCGAUUUGUCAUCUCUUCUUUUCCUUGUCAACGACUAUCAGAUCCGUUUCUUUCUCUUCAAUGGGGUGACGAUUUAUCAUGUCUUUUCUUUUCCUUGUCUACGAAUAUCAGAUCCGCUUUUUUUUUUCUUCAAUGGGGUGGUUGAUUUGUCAUCCCUUGGCCGCGUCUAUCAGCUGGGGUGGUCAGUCUGUAAUAUCUAUCUAUCUAUCAAUCUCAACUAUCUACCUGGUAAUAUCUAUCUAUCUAUCUAUCUAUCUAUCUAUCUAUCUAUCUAUCUGCCUGUAAUAUCUAUCUAUCAAUCUAUCUAUCUACCUGGUAAUAUCUAUCUAUCUAUCUGCCUGGUAAUAUCUAUCUAUCUAUCUAUCUAUCUAUCUAUCUAUCUAUCUAUCUAUCUAUCUAUCUCUGUUAGUUCAUACCUAUCACAAUCUCUUCACAAGGAAGUCCGUUAA